Messenger RNA from Dioscorea cayenensis subsp. rotundata (Guinea yam), 4737 nucleotides. Its product is annotated as ABC transporter B family member 20-like. The record is from RefSeq and is a predicted model, not a curated record. Bases 1 to 4209 code for a protein of 1402 amino acids. Gene Ontology annotation, cellular component: membrane. Gene Ontology annotation, biological process: transmembrane transport. Gene Ontology annotation, molecular function: ATP hydrolysis activity; ATP binding; ABC-type transporter activity. The transcript is spliced from 11 exons. Lineage: Eukaryota; Viridiplantae; Streptophyta; Magnoliopsida; Dioscoreales; Dioscoreaceae.
AUGAUGGUGUCGAGAGGUCUGUUUGGGUGGUCUCCGCCCCAUAUGCAGCCGCUGACGCCGGUGUCGGAGGUUUCUGAGCCGCCGGAGUCGCCGUCUCCUUUUAUGGACUCUGGGGUGGAAGCUAUGCCGGUGGAGGAUGAUGGACCUGUUGAUGAGGUGGAGGAGAUCGAGCCUCCGCCAGCCGCUGUGCCCUUCUCGAAGCUCUUUGCGUGUGCUGAUGGGUUUGAUUGGGCGCUCAUGGCUAUGGGAUCACUGGCUGCUGCGGCUCAUGGAGCGGCUCUUGUCGUUUACUUGCAUUAUUUCGGGAAGGUUAUCAAUUUUCUCAUGUAUUUCGAACCUUUACCCAGUCAUAUGUCCCAUGAGCUCUUCGAUGAUUUCAAGAAGCAUGCCUUGUACAUCAUUUAUAUAGCGUCAGGUGUUUUUGCUGCUGGAUGGAUAGAGGUCUCGUGCUGGAUCAUUACUGGAGAGAGACAAACUGCAGUCAUCAGGUCAAAGUAUGUUCAAGUACUGCUGAAUCAGGACAUGAGCUUCUUUGAUACUUAUGGGAACAAUGGGGACAUAGUUAGUCAAGUAUUGAGUGAUGUGUUGCUCAUUCAAUCUGCCCUUAGCGAGAAAGUCGGAAAUUAUAUACAUAAUAUGGCUACCUUUUUUGGAGGUCUGGUUGUUGGGUUGAUUAACUGUUGGCAGAUUGCGCUGCUAACACUAGCAACUGGUCCAUUCAUUGUUGCUGCUGGAGGAGUAUCCAAUAUAUUUCUUCACAGACUUGCUGAAAAUAUUCAAGAUGCAUAUGCUGAAGCAGCAAGCAUAGCUGAGCAGGCAAUCUCCUUUAUUAGAACUUUGUAUGCCUUCACAAAUGAAACAUUGGCCAAGUAUUCUUAUGCGACGUCACUCCAAGCAACACUGCGGUAUGGGAUAUUGAUUAGUCUUGUCCAAGGCCUUGGACUUGGAUUCACAUAUGGACUGGCCAUUUGUUCUUGUGCCUUACAACUUUGGGUUGGGAGGCUCCUGGUUUCACAUGGAAAAGCUAAUGGUGGUGAAAUUAUAAUUGCACUUUUUUCCGUAAUUUUAAGUGGCCUAGGGCUCAAUCAGGCAGCCACAAACUUCUAUUCAUUUGAACAAGGGAGAAUUGCUGCGUAUAGACUUUUUGAGAUGAUUAGCCGUUCAACGUCCACUGUCAAUCAGGAAGGGAAUAUCUUAGCUUCAAUACAAGGAAAUAUUGAAUUUCGAAACGUAUAUUUCAGCUAUCUUUCUCGUCCUGAGAUACCCAUUCUAAGUGGAUUUUACCUGACUGUACCUGCUAGAAAAACUGUGGCACUUGUUGGAAGGAAUGGUUCAGGAAAAAGCAGCAUCAUUCCUCUAAUGGAGCGAUUCUAUGAUCCUACCUUAGGAGAAGUUCUUUUGGAUGGAGAAAAUAUAAAGAACCUGAAGCUGGAAUGGUUAAGAAGUCAAAUAGGAUUGGUCACACAGGAGCCAGCAUUAUUAAGUCUGAGCAUUAGGGAUAACAUUGCAUAUGGAAGAUCUGCUACUUUUGAUCAGAUCGAAGAAGCUGCAAAAACAGCACAUGCUCAUACUUUUAUCAGCUUACUUGAAAAUGGAUAUGACACACAGGUUGGUAGGGCUGGUCUAGCCUUAACAGAAGAACAAAAGAUAAAGCUUUCAGUUGCUCGGGCUGUUCUUUCAAAUCCUGCUAUUCUUUUACUUGAUGAGGUCACAGGUGGUCUGGAUUUUGAGGCAGAGAGAGCAGUUCAGGAGGCAUUAGAUAUACUCAUGCUGGGGCGAUCAACCAUAAUAAUAGCCCGGCGCCUUAGUCUCAUUAGGAAUGCUGAUUAUAUAGCUGUGAUGGAGGAGGGUCAACUGGUUGAAAUGGGCACACAUGAUGAGCUGCUGACAUUGGAUGGCCUUUAUGCUGAACUACUAAGAUGUGAAGAAGCAGCAAAACUUCCCAAGAGGAUGCCAAUUAGGAACUCAAGAGAGCAUUCGGCUUUUCAAGUUGAGAAGGAUUCAUCAGCAAUCAACAUCUUUCACGAAUCAUCAUCUCCGAAGAUGGCAAAAUCACCCUCUCUGCAGAGGGCAACUGGAUAUCAUACAUUUAGGUCAGCAGAUGCCAGUUAUAACUCACAUGAAUCACCAAAAAUUCACAGUCCACCUUCAGAGCUCAUGGAGAAUGGCAUGCCUUUAACAUCAACAGAUAGAGCACCAUCCAUUAAAAGACAGGAUAGUUUUGAAAUGAGAUUACCUGAACUUCCCAAAAUUGAUGUUCAUUCCAUUAACCGCCAAGCUUCAACCACUUCAGACCCAGAAUCACCCAUUUCGCCCCUCUUGACAUCUGAUCCUAAGAAUGAGAGGUCUCAUUCAAAGACAUUUAGUCGUCCUAUUGAUCAUUUUGAUGAUAUGCCAGCUAGAUGGAGGGAAUUGAAGAAUUUGCAGCAUCAGAAACCACCAUCUUUUUGGAGGCUUGCAGUACUCAGUUUUCCUGAAUGGCUGUAUGCUCUCUUAGGGAGCUUUGGUGCGGCUAUCUUUGGUUCUUUCAAUCCUCUCCUUGCUUAUAUCAUUGCAUUGAUAGUUGCCGCAUAUUAUAAUAAAUAUGGUAGUGAUACACGGCAUGAGGUGAAUAAGUGGUCCUUGAUCAUAGCGUGCAUGGGUAUCAUCACAGUGAUUGCCAACUUUCUACAGCACUUCUAUUUUGGCAUUAUGGGGGAGAAAAUGACUGAGCGGGUGAGAAGAAUGAUGUUUUCAGCAAUGUUGCGAAAUGAAGUUGGAUGGUUUGAUGAAGAAGAGAAUAGUGCAGACACCUUAUCCAUGCGCCUGGCCAAUGAUGCCACGUUUGUGCGUGCUGCAUUCAGCAACAGGCUUUCUAUAUUUAUACAAGACACUGCCGCAGUUGCUGUUGCUCUUCUCAUUGGCAUGUUGCUAGAAUGGCGUAUUGCACUUGUUGCAUUGGCUACUCUACCUAUUCUCACUGUUUCUGCUGUUGCGCAGAAAUUGUGGUUGGCUGGCUUUUCAAGAGGCAUUCAGGAGAUGCAUAGGAAGGCUUCUUUAGUCCUUGAGGAUGCUGUUAGAAACAUUUACACUGUUGUGGCAUUCUGUGCAGGCAACAAGGUAAUGGAACUGUAUAGAUUGCAACUCGGUAGAAUAUUCAAGCAAAGCUUCAUCCAUGGAAUGGGCAUUGGGUUUGCCUUCGGCUUCUCACAGUUCCUCCUUUUUGCCUGCAAUGCUCUUCUCCUUUGGUAUUCUGGUUAUUCUGUAAGACAUAAUGGAGUCAAGUUAUCAACUGCACUCAAAGAAUACAUGGUCUUCUCGUUUGCAACAUUUGCACUAGUAGAGCCUUUCGGCCUUGCUCCUUACAUACUUAAAAGGCGGAAAUCCCUAAUUUCUGUAUUUGAAAUUAUAGACCGUGUUCCUAAGAUUGAUCCCGAUGAUAAUACUGGCCUGAAACCACCUAAUGUCUAUGGAAGCAUUGAACUUAAGAAUGUCGACUUCAGCUAUCCAACUCGCCCUGAUGUGGCGAUACUGAGCAAUUUCAGUCUCAAAGUCAGUGGGGGACAAACCUUAGCAGUGGUUGGUGUGUCGGGUUCUGGGAAGAGCACAAUAAUUUCUCUGAUUGAGAGGUUCUAUGAUCCUGUAGCUGGCCAAGUUUUGUUGGAUGGCCGUGAUCUGACACUGUUCAACUUGAGAUGGUUGCGAAGCCACAUGGGUUUGGUUCAGCAGGAGCCUAUUAUCUUCUCAACAACUAUAAGGGAAAAUAUCAUAUAUGCCAGGCACAAUGCAACCGAGGGUGAGAUGAAAGAAGCAGCGAGGAUAGCAAAUGCACACCAUUUCAUUAGUAACUUGCCGCAUGGCUAUGACACCCAUAUUGGCAUGAGGGGUGUAGAUCUGACACCAGGGCAAAAGCAGAGAAUUGCCAUCGCCCGAGUGGUGCUCAAGAAUGCACCUAUCUUGCUAUUGGACGAAGCCAGCUCUGCAAUUGAAUCCGAGUCGAGCCGGGUGGUUCAAGAGGCCCUUGAUACACUAAUAAUGGGAAACAAGACUACAAUUCUUAUCGCCCAUAGAGCUGCUAUGAUGAGGCAUGUGGAUAACAUUGUUGUACUCAAUGGCGGCAAGAUUGUUGAACAGGGAACUCAUGAUGCCCUGGUGCAGAUGAAUGGUCUGUAUGUUCGGUUAAUGCAGCCUCACUUCAGCAAGGGCCUUCGACAACAUCGUCUAGUGUAGGCUGGUUGGCUUCUUUAAUGUUGUGUAAAUUAUUGUUGUGCUUCCACAUUUAGUUCCUCUUCACCCAUAAUCAAUCAAUACCCACUUGAAACAGAAUGUUUACCACUUUUGGGUUGGGUGACAAGGGAGAAUCUGAAGAGCCUGUAUCAUUCAUUGUUAUGGUUGAUUAUGUCUGCGGGGGGACGGGCUCACUGUUGAUAACCGGAUGUUGUUCAGAUGUAGGAUUGGAAAUAGUUUGUGGAGAUUGAAGGUCAAUGAACAACAUAGGACGCAACGAUGCUAAUGCUGUUCCCAUGAUGUAUUCUUUUCGGAGGCUUGCAUGUUCCUUCUGGUUGUGUUACCUCCAUUGUGUAUUAAUCAAAAGGUGAUGUAAUAGUUUUCUUGAUAGGAAGUGUGGUUUGUUACUAGUUUCUCCAAUUUUGUGUGCCCGUUUGAAUUAGUUUUCUUUCCUUAUUUGCAUUGUGCCUUCUUUAUUUGCAACAGGAACAGUAACACAACAGCAAAUGGAAGAAGAUAAUGUUCAUUCAA